Messenger RNA from Durotheca rogersii, 525 nucleotides. RefSeq lists its product as uncharacterized. Gene Ontology annotation, molecular function: zinc ion binding; UDP-glucose:hexose-1-phosphate uridylyltransferase activity. Gene Ontology annotation, cellular component: cytoplasm. The transcript is spliced from 3 exons. The record is from RefSeq and is a predicted model, not a curated record. NCBI's taxonomy places the organism in Eukaryota, Fungi, Ascomycota, Sordariomycetes, Xylariales, Xylariaceae. Bases 223 to 465 code for a protein of 80 amino acids. Gene Ontology annotation, biological process: beta-D-galactose catabolic process via UDP-galactose, Leloir pathway.
CCGCUUACAUUUGGUAGGUACCUCCCUAACCUAAGCAGGUGAGCAAAGGCGCCCUAUCAGGUCCUUAACCUCUGGAUAAGUUAGGUAGGGACCUAAGGUACCGAUUUAAUUUCUCUUCCAACCCUUCCUCCUUGCCUACUUACCCCUCCCUCCCUUCCCCGAGUUGAGAUUGCCUAGACGACUUCACUUCGCCCCUCACUUGGCAUUUGCUCUCUAUUUGCCAUGGCCGGCAACAUCCUCGACGACAUAUCACAUCGGCGCUACAAUCCACUGAGAGGAUCAUGGCUGCUGGUAUCCCCUCACAGAACGAAGCGGCCCUGGCAAGGUCAGCAGGAAGCGCCGGGCAUCGUCACGUUGCCCGAAUACGACCCCAAGGUAUGCGCCUUCUCUGCUACGACAAAGAGGAGGAACCUCCUUGAUAGGGAGAUACCAAUCCCGACUACAGCCAAACCUUUGUAUUCGUAAACGACUAUAGCGCCGUAAAAGAGCAACAGCCAGACUACGAGGCAGAGCCCUCGAGCGAUG